This is a messenger RNA of Dreissena polymorpha, 473 nucleotides long. RefSeq lists its product as uncharacterized. Bases 99 to 473 code for a protein of 124 amino acids. NCBI's taxonomy places the organism in Eukaryota, Metazoa, Mollusca, Bivalvia, Myida, Dreissenidae. The record is from RefSeq and is a predicted model, not a curated record. The transcript is spliced from 3 exons.
AACUAGCAUGGCCGGAUGCAGCGACCGCGUGCGCCGGAGUUGAUGGACGCUUGGCAAUUCUUGAUAAUCUGGAGCUGCAGACGCUCUUUAACACUCAAAUGACGUCUGCAGUGGGCGAGGCAGUGUGGGUGGGUCGCUAUGUGGCUUACUCGAGCAUCGUCUCCGUCGAUGGUUGCUAUAGAAACCAGUCGCUCGGCAACCGCAUAACUCGAAACAUCGUAGACAACCACUUGGUCACGUGCCUCAAAGAAUGUCAGAAUAGCUCCUUCAUAGGAAUGCAGGGUCAGCUCUGUUUCUGCCUGGAUGCCGUACCGUCGACGGCAGGGGCGGCGGUUCCGGGAGGCAACUGCCGCACUACCUGUCCCGGGGAGCCGCCGAGCGCUACGGUGACCGUCAUGUCCCAGUGCGGAAAUCCAAACCCUCUAAUCAACACUGUGUCCGUCUAUCGGCGAGGUGAGGACAAUUACGCUUAG